This is a messenger RNA of Adineta steineri, 1647 nucleotides long. The record is from the annotation of a GenBank genome assembly. NCBI's taxonomy places the organism in Eukaryota, Metazoa, Rotifera, Eurotatoria, Adinetida, Adinetidae.
AUGUUCAAUGCAUCUAUUGAUGGUCGUCUAGUCGUACCUCAACCAUCAGCUGCUGUAUGUAAUGGAAAAACAUAUGAUGCUGCAGCUUGUAGUGUAGCCAAUGCACAAUGGACAAAUGCAACAUGGCGUAGUGAUCAAAUUGGUGCAAUGCAAAUUACUAAUUGGGAAAAUAGUUCCUGUUCAAUUUUCUUCAACAGCUCAACAUGUAAUCAAGGUUCUGUAUCAGUUCUGGGUGUUGAUGCAAUAUCGGCCGCACAUGUUCAAACAACUGUUCGAUUCGCUGCAACGAAUAAUCUUCGCUUAGCUAUUAAAAGUAGCGGACAUGAUUUUUUAGGUCGAUCGACAGCAGCUGGAUCUCUACUUUUAUGGCUUCAUCAUAUGAAAAACAUGACAAUGAUUGAUCAAUACUCAUCCUGUGGUCUUGCCAAUGUAUCAAAUGCUGUUCGUAUCGAAGCAGGUGCUCAAUGGAGUGACGUCUAUCAAUGGUUAAGUCAAUCCAAUUUAGUAGCAAUUGGUCCAGCAGCAGGUACCGUAACUGUAGUUGGUGGUUACCUUCAAGGUGGUGGACAUAGCCCACUAUCACGUUGGAAAGGUCUGGCUGCUGAUCAAGUACUUGAAUACGAUGUUGUAACUGCAGAUGGACAACGGCAAACAGUAAAUGCAUGUCAAAAUAGUGAUUUAUUCUGGGCAUUAAGUGGUGGAGGUGGAGGUACUUUUGCAAUUGUACUUUCAGCUGUUAUACGAACUUAUCCAUCGCCAUCUAUUGUUGUUGCAACAUAUUCAGUCAAUGCAACAAAUGUAACUCGCUAUGCAACAUUGAUGGAAAGCUUCGUCGGUAGUAUACCACAGUUAGCCGAUGCCGGUGCGACUAGCUAUUUUAAUAUAGGCGAUCUGACAAUUAGUGUAUUAGUUCAUAUACCCAAUGGAGAUUCGAAUGUACUCGAUGGUAUAAUAAAUCAAUUUGUUGCCAAUAAUAGUGAUUUAAAUUUCACAGUCACCAAAAGUUUUGUUCUUCCAUCGUUUUAUGCAUACUUUGCCGCUCUAUUAGCACCGAAUAAUCCAAGUGGCUACAAUCUUUUAGUGAGCUCACGAUUCAUUCCGGAAAGUAUAAUUCGAAAUAAUUCACAAAUAGUUGCAGCAGCCUUUGUUCAAGCACAAGGUCAGAGUACAAUUGGAUCAAAUCUUCGUGGAAGUUUAGUCGCUGGAGGACAAGUAUCAAAUACAACAAACAGAAAUAACAGUGUCAAUCCUGGUUGGCGUACAGCUCUUCUUAGUAUGGCUUACACUCAAACUUGGUUAGAUACAACAUCCCAAAUUAAUCAAAACAACUUAUCUACACAAGGGUUACUUCGAGGAGCGAUGUUAGAUACAAUACUACCUGCUGGUGUACAACCAACAUGCUACACUAAUGAAGCUAACCCAUAUGAAGUGAAUUGGCAACAGAAAUUUUAUGGUUCGAUAGUUAUUUAUAACCAAUUGAAAAGUAUAAAAGUAAAAUAUGAUCCAUUCGGACUCUUCCAAUGUACAACAUGCGUUGGUAGUGACGAUUGGACAUCGGAUCUCAAUUGUCCAAAAACGUCGAAUUCUAACAAAAUUAAUUUAACAAUAUUUUUUUUAUUUGCAGGAAUAUUUGCAAUAUUAUUAUAA